UGGGGAAAGGAUCUAAGGUUUUCAAAAGCACAUACGAUGAGGAUACAGUGGACCUCAUAAAUGCUGAGUAGCCACACCUGCUAAUAAUUUUUAGAAAUCAGAUGUGAUUGUUUAAACCUAUAAAAUUAGGCAACCAAAACAAGUGAUUAUUCUGGAAAUAGUUUCAGUGACCUCUCCUCACAAAAUAGUGGUAAAAUUGGAACUCAGAUUUGGGAAGACCUGUAUACGUGGAUAUAUUCUGAUUGUUAUACACACAAAUUGGCAAAUCUGUAUUUUUAAGAAGCAAGUUUAUAUAGCUCAAACAAAUUUCUCCUAUGAAAUUUCACAUUGGUUCAAUUAUUCAACAAAUUCAGCAAAUUCUUGUUCUCUGAGCUUUCACAGUGCUUUUCCUAAAUCAAAAUUAAAGACUCUUUCUAGUUUUAAAGGAACAAAAUCCCUCCCACAAUCUAAGAGCCUUAACAGACACAAGUUUCUUCUGCUGUCCUGCAAAAGGAAGGAUCUUGUACAUCCUUCCUUUAUGUGCUUACACUUAUAUUUUCCAAGCUGCCAAACCAGAUGGGAAGAACAAAAUUCUGUGUCUUAAACCCCUGAUGUAACUCGUUAACUCAGUGGAAGGAGAACAUGAAGGGGAUGAGCCAUAAAAUAAAAUAACUUCAUUGGGAGCACUUGCCUGACUGUGGUAGCCAAAUAUAUAUUUUAGUGGUGCCUGGUGAACAAAGCAACAGCUGGUGGGGUUCUGGAGAAGUCCUUAUAUCUCUGUAGUUGAACUUAAGGAUGGAACACACAGACAUUGCACUGGCACAAGGCGAUAAUUUUGCGAGUAGAGAAACAUACUGUUCUUUUCUUUUUGACCAUCUGGUGUGAUAACUUCUUUCUGGAGUGUUCAUUGACAGGCAGAGACAAUUCAACUGAGCAAUAGGAAAAAGGAUGGGAUAAUUGCCAUGAAUGCGUAUAUCAGUCAAUAAUAGAGAGGAACUUUUAUUUGUAAAAGAAUGCUGGGUAGCAUGUAGAUAAUUGUUGAUCUUCAAUUAUAGAGUCCCUUUAAUUUCCAACAGAUUUAAAGAUCACAAACAACUGCCCUAUAAAAAGAAGGGGGGAAAAAACGAUCCUACUUGGCAACAAUGAGGUAUUUUCACUUCUGUAAGCUUCCAGGAAGAGUUAUGGGAAUCCGCCUACUCCGCUUCACCUCUGUGGUGAUCAUCGUCUUACUUCUUGUGGCAGGUGCUUUAACAGCUUUGCUUCCCAACAUCAAAGAUGACAAAUUGCCCAAUUUGAGAAGGGAACCAAAACCCCAGAGUCAGUCUGCCUUGGAUUCAUUUACUCUUAUUAUGCAGACAUAUAAUAGAACUGACUUACUGCUAAAGCUCUUAAAUCAUUAUCAAGCCAUCCCCAACCUACAUAAAGUAAUUGUUGUGUGGAACAACAUUGGUGAGAAGACACCAGAGGAGAUGUGGAAUUCCUUGGGGCCUCAUCCUGUCCCUGUUGUCUUUAAAGUUCAAAGUGUAAAUCGCAUGAGAAACAGGCUGCAGAAUUUCCCUGAGCUGGAAACAAAAGCUGUUUUAAUGAUGGAUGAUGACACUCUAGUCAGUGCUCAUGACCUUGCUUUUGCCUUUUCUGUUUGGCAGCAAUUUCCAGAGCAUAUAGUGGGAUUUGUUCCUAGAAAGCACAUUUCUACUCCUUCAGGCGUAUACAGUUAUGGUAGCUUUGAAUUGCAGAACCCUGGAUUUGGAAAUGGAGAUCAGUAUUCUAUGGUUCUUAUUGGUGCAGCAUUUUUUCACAGUGGAUAUUUAGAAGACUUUCAACGACAGCCAGAAGCAGUUUAUGCCUUAAUAGAUGAAACUCAAAAUUGUGAUGAUAUUGCCAUGAAUUUUCUGGUAGCCAAGCAUACUGGAAAGCCUUCAGGAGUGUUUGUGAAGCCUGUUGAUAUAAGAAAUUUAGAAAAAGACACUAACAGUGGCUAUUCGGGAAUGUGGCACCGAGCAGAGCAUUUGUUACAGAGAUCCUACUGUGUAAAUAAACUGGUUAAUAUUUAUGAUGGCAUGCCCUUAAAAUAUUCUAAUAUCAUGAUUUCUCAGUUUGGUUUUCCUAAUUAUGCAAAUCACAAAAAUAAAAUGUAAGCCAAUGAAUUUAAGGUGUUAAAUGUUAAACUGUACUCAGUAAACUCCACUGAGUUCAAGGAGAGAAUAUGGUGUAAUUACUGCAUCUUGGCCAUCCCUCUGUGUAGCCUCUGAUUUUUCUCCAUUGGGCUUUUGGGCUUUUUAUGUGUUUUUUUUUUCCUUUCUAACUAAUUCACCAAGGUAAGUUUUCUAAAAACUUAAUAUAUAACAAUGUUUAGCUGUGAUAAAAUCAUCCUCUUUCCUUAAAAUCUGAAAAGCUACUAUACUUAUUAGGCCAAUUCUUUAGAAACAUGCAGUCAAAAAUGCACUCCCACCCUUCAGAUCUUACAUUUUGAUUUUUUUUUCUUGAAUAAACGUAUCUAGUCUAAUGAGACCUAGGCAUAUUUUUGACGGUUAUAUGUUGAGAUGCUUCCUUGCCUUCCCUCUCCUCACCUCCUUCUGUUCCCAGUGAAACUGUAAAAGAGCUACAGUGAACUGCUGGCCAGGCUUCCACACUCCUGUACAAAACCCCUUUGAAGUUUGUAUAUAAGCUGUUCGGUGUCCUGAGAUGUUCUGAAGCUGCUAUGAAAGCAAGAAGAGUACCUCACCUUAAUCUCAGAUAGCCCUAAAACCAUUGCCUACCAUAUCUAUUCCUGCUGAGAUAGUGGAAAAUGAUCUGUGAUGUGGCUUUUUUUCCUAUUAUUGAUUUGCCUAGAGUUGCUGAAACACUGCAAGCAGCUGAAAGGUAAAUCCUAGCAGUUGGAAAUGUAAGAAACAUGAAUACAUGAAAUAUGACACUUACAUAAGCAGUCAAAGAAAUGGAUGGGAUGUUAUUUAUUAAUACUCUCUUUAGUACAUAGUUUUAUUUUGAUAUUUUGCAUUUACAUUGAUACAAAAAUGUGCCCAGGAAAAUCCUCACUUGUUAAAAAUGUCUUAUUUACAAUUCCUAGUGAGAGCAAGCUGUUCUGCAUUUAUUACAGUGUACAUUUUGUAAUUGUACAGAUCUGUUGUUUUUUUUAACUACUCUUUCAAAUGCGUAUUUACUUUCUAGUUCCUUCUCUGGUUUUGGUGACUAUGACAACAGAAUUAAAAUGUGCAAUGAAUGGGUAAAGCAUUAGGAAAAAAAAGUAUUUUACACUACAGUAAUAUUUAACAGGGAUGGACUGUUAUCUCUGAAUUCCCUGGCUUCAUUUGUAGCAAGAAACAGAGCUGCUGUCAAUAGCUUUUGUUAAACUGGGGCUCUGUAGUUCUGGAAACCUUGUGUUAACAUAGACAGGACAAACCUUUUCCAUUGCAUUUGCAGAAGGGUUGGGGUUUUUUGUUGGGUUUUUUUGUUUGUGGUUUUUUUUUUUUAUGGUAUGGAAGAAAGAACAAAAGACACUGAUUUUCCUGGACCAUAGAAUCAGAUUUGGUAUCCAAAGCACAUUUAGUUUCAUCUGCAUCAGCUUUUAAUUGAUUCUUAGUAUAAGUUCAAGGGUAUCUGUGGGCAACCAUUAACAGCUAAUACCUGGUAAACAAAUAGCAUCUGCACAAAAAAUGUAUAAUUUUAUCAUUUUUUGUAAUACAUUAGCUGAACAAAAAGUGAUUGAAGAAUGUGACAAGUUUUUUACAGCAGGGUGUGAGUCUUCGGGGGAACACAGGAUUCUUUUGCCGUGUUCUAUCAGUGCUAAAGGAUUUGAUUUCUGUUCAGUGAAGUCUUCCUAGUACUUUUGUAAGACUUAAAGGGCAAAAUCUUAACAUGGCAUUGUAAAGUCUGCUUAAUUUUGUUGUACUAGUGAAAAGUAGUUUUUAAUUAUUGUGUUGUAGUGCUUAGUAGUAUACAAACAGGUCUAUCAUCUUUCCAGAAAUGCAACUUUCCCAGUUGUAGUUUACUGUAUUUCAUUUACUUACUGGUCUUCCGUAAUUUCUGUUCUGUGCAGUAUCAGCUAGAAUUGUGAAGACUCACAGUUGUUGUUUAUCUUAUUUUUAAAAUGUGAAACAAACUGUCAGCUCAGCCAAAUCUUAGUAUUGGGCUCUGUGUUGGAUGGAAGGAGUUGUUUUGAUUUGUUCUGGGUUUUUUUUGUUCUUCUGUAUCAGUGAAAAAAUUAAUAGAACAAGCUUUUAAUGAUAUUGUUAAAUUUAAUUUGUACCAUUGUCAAAUAAAAUACAGAAAGCAGA
Molecule: messenger RNA, 4253 nt
Organism: Manacus vitellinus (golden-collared manakin)
Lineage: Eukaryota; Metazoa; Chordata; Aves; Passeriformes; Pipridae
Gene: EXTL2
Product: exostosin like glycosyltransferase 2
Exons: 4
Coding region: 1122-2117 (331 amino acids)
Cellular component (GO): membrane
Molecular function (GO): glycosyltransferase activity
Source: RefSeq, a predicted model, not a curated record